CACGUUUUAAACAGAAAGUGCCACGUCCCUGCAACGCGGCAUUCUGCAUGCGAACCCAUAGCCAUCUCUACUUCCCAUAUAAAGAUAAAGAGCACAGCAUUACAUCUCUCAUCUCCUACACACACCAAUAAUUUGUGAUCUGAAAAAUAUGGAAGGAAUUAACGUAUCGACCCAUCCUGAGAUCCCUGGGGAACCCACUAAGACCUCCACCGCCCUUCUCGAGAAAGGCACCGCCGCCAUUCAGAGCUUUGGACCCGUCAACAAGAUUCACCAGCAUCUCUGCGCAUUCCAUUUCUACGGGCACGACAUGACUCGACAAGUGGAGGCCCACCACUACUGCGCGCACCAGAACGAGGAGUUCCGUCAGUGCCUAAUCUACGACCGUCCGGAGUCCGACGGGCGCUUGAUCGGUCUCGAGUACAUAGUGUCGGAGGCCCUCUUCCUGACCCUGCCCGACCAGGAGAAGAGGCUUUGGCACUCCCACGAGUUCGAGGUCAAGAGCGGAGUCCUCUUCAUGCCGGGCGUCCCAGGCCCCAUACAGCGCCAGGACCUCGAGAAAGCGGCCAAGACCUACGGCAAAGUCAUACACUUCUGGCAGGUGGACAGAGGGGACGCCCUGCCACUUGGCAUUCCUCAGAUCAUGAUGGCCAUCACUAGGGACGGCCAGCUCUAUGAAAACCUGGCUGAAGAUGUGGAGAGGCGUUACAAUGUGAAGUUUGGGGAGGAGAGAGAGAAGAGGGUGAACAUGGAAGGGCCGAGCCAAGGAAUACAUCCGAUGGCGAAUGGGGGAGGACAAGGCGUGCAGACAGUGGUGAGGGAGGUGGACUGCAAGCCUGCAGCAGUUGCUUCUGAUGCAAGUCAUGGGGCAGCUAGGGUCUUUGUUUAGGACUUCCAGUCCUGGUUGGGAUCACUAGAAACUUUUUUUUGUGUUUAUAUUUAUAUAUAUCUAUGGGUGGUCUUGUGUUGCAUGCGUUCAACAAGCUUUUGUAUGUAUGAUAUAUAUGUAUAUAUGAAGUUUUCUUUUUGAAUAAA
Molecule: messenger RNA, 1032 nt
Organism: Striga asiatica
Lineage: Eukaryota; Viridiplantae; Streptophyta; Magnoliopsida; Lamiales; Orobanchaceae
Source: the annotation of a GenBank genome assembly